AUGGCCAACUGGAGAGAAAGUGGCGAGGUCCCCGACUCGGAGGAUGACGACUUUGAUAGCCAGAUCACCGACCAGCCUUCUUUGCCGCCAACUCUCCAAGGAUCAGUAUCAUCGAAGACUCCGAUUGGGGUGAAGGAUAUCUGGGACAUUCCGUCUUCUCAGGAUGAUGAUGGCCUGGCGAAAUCGGACACUCUAACCUUCCAACACAGCAAGCAGCUGUCGGUUGACUCGUCUUUGUCGACACUGUCGCCGUCUCGCGCCCCCAGCGAUUCGUAUUACGCGACCCAACCUGGCCUCGAUACAUCGAAUGACCCUCCUCCUCCUCUAUCAUCAUCAGCUCUGUCCGAGGCGCCGGUGUUGUUUCAAACGAAAGAUCACUCCGAACACGAAAACCAGAGCAACUACGACCGUAUCAGACCGAAAGAGCUCGAUUUAACUCUGAAUGGAGGCAGCAUGGCCUCCGGCCUGUUAGAAUCGCCAAUGAUGAAGACCGAAGGGAUCAAAAUGACGAAGAGUUGCUGGGGGAAGCAGAGUUCCAACCAGAAACUCAGGAAUCAGCCUCCCAACAUUUUGGAUGAAGGGUCAGUGGAUCUUGACCGGAAUACUGCCUCCUCUUCACAGAGAUCGUUAGAUCCACCAAAUGACAGGAACGAGAGCAGCCAACGCAGUAUUCAUGACGACACUGAUAACACGACGUUGGAUGGGGAGGAGUUGCCAUCGUUAGAAGAUUUAAUGUCAGGUCGAUACAAAUUCGAUACGAAGAGGAGCACCAAACGUCGCGCCUAUCGGCCCUCAAAGAACCAUAGGCGGGACAGAGAGCCUCAUCUUGACCCUGUUCCUGACGGUGGAGGACCGAAGUUUAUUAUGCCACCAGGUUCGCCGGAUCCCAUGGAUGUGUCUAGGAUUGCUUCACGGCCAGCAAUCGGUCUAGGAGGAGAUGGGCUUGCAUCCUCUCCUAAAUCAACCACUUUGUCUCCAAUGGGCCCAACAUCAUACAAUCUUCCUUCCUCUAUCUCGCAAGACUUGCAGAUGGCUUAUCAUGAUUCUGCCGAAACCGUUGACCCCUUUGAAUCGUCAGAACAAUCCCAACUCGAGGACGGAAAUCUACUGUCAAGUGCGUCAUCUGAAAGUGAGUCUGACAUUGUCAACCAAAACAGUCGUAAGAUCAAAGGUGUUCUCCCCGCUUCCUGGCUUCGCUUGGAUCAGAAGAGCAGCCGAAACAAAUUUCAGAGAAAGAUUACCCGCCGACCACUAGAUCCCUUGCCAUUCGAUGACAACAGACGUGGUGUUGCACGGCGAAAGGAAGCGUCUUCGUUCUCUAAUGGUAAUGAUUUCCUCUUUGAGGAGUCUGAAGAAGAGCCCGUCAAAGUUCCAAACGACAAAGGGCAGGAUAGGCCUAUGCACAUACAAACAACUCUUGAGAUUGAGAUACGACAACCUUGCCUAUAUGACGAGUCUAUUAUGGAACAUGACUAUAUUGAGCCUCUUCUCGCUAGCCGAAAACGUCAGACGAAAACUACCGACGCAUUUAACAGUCAACCAAAACGCCAAAAGUGGAUUGCCCCCAAAGCCUCUAAAGCAACAGCACAUUCUAAACAAAACCCGCCAUUGCAUGCUCGAUCUUUAGGAGAAGGAGGACGAAAGCCAAAUGCUCGCAGACAACAGAAAAAUCCGAGGGUCGUUAAACAUGCCAAAUCCACUCGGAAAACCAGCCCAGUGCCUCGCCUCAGCAUCCUCGAUGUAAUUGAGCCUAACGCCCCGAGGUUCAUUAGAAUCGCUGCCCGCACCGUGAAAGGACGUCGAGAUCGCGGCCGAAGCAGCCCAAACGGGAAGAACAUCCAGCUCGCUACGCGGAAGGAUCACAUCGAUGCCAUAAGUGCUCUUCGGGAUUGGACCUCUGGGUCAAUCAAGCAGCGCACCUCUGUUUCGGUAGCUCACCGAACAAAGGCCAUGCCAAGAAAUCAUGUUCCUCUCGAUGGCGCUCUUUCCCAGUUCUCCGCGCGAUUGAGCAAAGGGUCUAUAGCAAAGCAAAAAUCUAACCAGCUAACCAAGACCAAACGCACCGCCAGCAUAUCAUUCAGCAAGCUUCGAGACAACACAAGAAAAUCUUCUAAGAACUCUGUGCAAAUGCAACACUUUCCCACCAGUCUUUAUCACCACACUCGAUUAGCUCAGCUGGAGGUUGAUGAUGACUCUGAGGCAGCCGGCUUUAGCGCUCGAUCCCUUUAUCAAGGAGAUCCUAGGGGCUCAGAACCUAGCUCAGUGCUGUCCAGCGCCAAGCAAAUACCUUCAUUCUCACCCAAUCGAAAUCUAACUUCCAAGACUCAACAACCCAGUAUGGCCAAGAACAAGCGAUGUCGGAAACACACUAAGCCACGGCGCAUAGAUAUUGAGGCCCCUGAAUAUAGUCACGCCAAUGACCCUUUACCGCCCGUGCUGGACCAAACGUUACGUGUGCCGGCCGACCAUCAGGCGCGCAAGGGAGCCAAACUAUUUGGACUUGGACCUUACGGCACACACCUUAUUGGCACCGGUGCCAUAGAAAUAGCUGCCAGUACCGAAUACCCACAGUCACUCUGGCUUCGAAAGCAGCAAGUCCCCUUCACGCUCGACGGCGAGAGGUUUCAGUGGGAGAGUGGACUUCUCAGGUUUCAUCUGAGCUUGGGCUAUUGUUGGAUCACAUUUACACCGGAUGGUAGCGACGCCAUUGCCGGGUCCGCCUUCCUACUGUCAUAUGUAAACACUGCCCUAAGCUUCACCACAGACUCGGAUUUGAAUUCUUUUCUUUCUCGUAUUCUAGAGGUGAUCCAAAACUUCAAAGCGCGUAUCAUCUCAAUCAUGGAAAGUAAAAUCUCCUUGGGAGAUUCCUCGCUCCAGCCCAUUGCACAGGUAUUGGACUACAUCCUCGUCAUUCUAUACCUAUGUGUACGGAUCAGUCGCACCGAUCCAUCCUUGCUGAGAGAGCAGUUCUCGGUGGAGAAUCUUUUGAAGUCAAGCGCAAGUAUUGCGAUCCGGGUUCUCUUACAAUUUGGGCCUCAUCGACUUAGGCAAGCGCUCUCUGAACUAGACCAUUUUCCUCGCCGAGCCUGUGGUCUCGGGUUUCAUGAUCUCGUGAUUCACUCGUGGGUUGUCACUAUGAAGGUUCUCGAAGUUGCACGAGUUCCCCCAGGCUUCAUUUGGGCCAUCUUUCAGCGAACAGUUUUGCCUCCUACAUUCUAUUGA
Molecule: messenger RNA, 3222 nt
Organism: Clonostachys solani
Lineage: Eukaryota; Fungi; Ascomycota; Sordariomycetes; Hypocreales; Bionectriaceae
Source: the annotation of a GenBank genome assembly